Messenger RNA from Doryrhamphus excisus (bluestripe pipefish), 872 nucleotides. It is a transcript of the gene ptges3a, whose product is annotated as prostaglandin E synthase 3a (cytosolic). Lineage: Eukaryota; Metazoa; Chordata; Actinopteri; Syngnathiformes; Syngnathidae. The record is from RefSeq and is a predicted model, not a curated record. Gene Ontology annotation, molecular function: protein-folding chaperone binding; Hsp90 protein binding; prostaglandin-E synthase activity. Gene Ontology annotation, biological process: telomerase holoenzyme complex assembly; protein folding; telomere maintenance via telomerase. Gene Ontology annotation, cellular component: nucleus; cytosol.
GGACUUUUAGCUCCAUGCCCAGUUCACUGUGUUCCAUCCUUUUGCAGCAGAUCGGCCAUCCUUUUCCUAACUCCACAAUCCUUGCUUGAGAGGCACGGGAGGACACGGAAAUCACGCGAUGUUUGGACAGCGGGCUCCGUGUUGUCAUCCAGUUAACGGUUUAUGUCACGGUAAUCUUUUUGUCGUGCUCAGCAACUUGUUCGCUCAACUGGCCGUAUCGUCAUCUGACGGGGGAGUUCUCGUACACACACAGCGAAGAUGCAGCCUGCAGCAGCCAAGUGGUAUGACAGACGGGACUUUGUCUUUAUAGAGUUCUGCGUGGAGGACAGUAAAGACGUACACAUACAUUUUGACAUGUCCAAACUUGAGUUCAGCUGUGUCAGUGGAGCAAAUAACAUCAAACAUCAGAACACAGUGGACCUUUACAGGGACAUUGACCCCCAAGGAUCCAAACACAGACGCACAGACAGGUCUGUGUUGUGUUGUUUACGAAAAGCAGAGACUGGAAAAGCGUGGCCUCGACUUACCAAAGACAAGACAAGGUGCAACUGUAUCAGUGUGGAUUUCAAUAACUGGAAAGACUGGGAAGAUGACUCCGAUGACGACUUGAACAGUUUUGACAAGUUCUCAGAGAUGAUGAACAACAUGGGCGGGGAUGAUCUACCUGACCUAGAUUGUGCUGAUGAUGAGCACGAGCCCCCCGACAGCGACGAUGAAAAAAUGCCUGACCUGGAGUAGACCCACUACUACUGGUAGAACAUUAAAGAGGAAAAAUCACAAAAAAAGUCAGCUGCAAGUUGGGCGGAGACCCCAGCCACCUUUUGGGGAAGAAAGCUUGUUUGUGUGCACCGUUUCCAAAGCACCGUCUCCCC